AUGAGAUUCCAGCUCUUUUUUUGGGUAUUUUUUAUUUUUACCAUGAGUCUCUUUUUUAUCAGUGAACAGAAACCAGUUAAUUUUCCCAGGAGAAGAAAACUAUACAGACACAACUGCUUUCGCAGGAGAUGCAUUUCACUUCAUUCUCGAGUGCCCUUCCCAUAA
This is a messenger RNA of Apodemus sylvaticus (European woodmouse), 165 nucleotides long. It is a transcript of the gene Apela, whose product is annotated as apelin receptor early endogenous ligand. The coding region runs from base 1 to 165 and encodes 54 amino acids. The transcript is spliced from 2 exons. Gene Ontology annotation, biological process: heart development; apelin receptor signaling pathway. The record is from RefSeq and is a predicted model, not a curated record. Gene Ontology annotation, molecular function: apelin receptor binding. NCBI's taxonomy places the organism in Eukaryota, Metazoa, Chordata, Mammalia, Rodentia, Muridae.